AUGCUUCUCAAACAGCCCCAGCCCCAGCCCCAGCCACCAGCCUCAGCCCUCAGCCCCCAGCCUCAGCCCCCAGCCUCUGCCCCAGCCCCCAGCCUCAGCCCCCAGCCUCAGCCCCUAGGCCCCAGGCCCCAGCCUCAGCACCCAGCCUCAGCCCCCAGCCCCAGCCCCAGCCCCAGCCCCUGCCCCUGGCCCCAGCCCCAGCCACAGCCCCAGCCUCAGCCUCAGCCUCAGCCUGAGCCACAACCCCAGCCACAGCCCCAGCCCCAUCAGCAUUCUCAACCCCAGCCCCUGCCACAGCCCCCUCCUCAGCCCCAGCUACAGCCUCAGCUCCAGCCCCAGCAACAAACGCCAGCCCCAAGCCCCAGCCCCAGCCCCAGCCCUAGUCCCAGUCCCAGCCCCAGCCCCAGCACCAGCCCCAGCACCAGUCCCAGCUCCAGCCCACCCAGUCCCAGCCCCAGCCCUAGUCCCAGCCCCAGCACCAGUCCCAGCCCCAGCCCCAGCCCUAGUCCCAGCCCCAGCACCAGCCCCAGCCCCAGCCCCAGCCCUAGUCCCAGCCCCAGCACCAGCCCCAGCCCCAGCCCUAGUCCCAGCCCCAGUCCCAGCCCCAGCACCAGCCCCAGCCCCAGUCCCAGCCCCAGCCCUAGUCCCAGCCCCAGCACCAGUCCCAGCCCCAGCCCUAGUCCCAGCCCCAGCACCAGUCCCAGCCCCAGCCCCAGCCCUAGUCCCAGCCCCAGCACCAGUCCCAGCCCCAGCCCUAGUCCCAGCCCCAGUCCCAGCCCUAGUCCCAGCCCCAGCACCAGUCCCAGCCCCAGCCCCAGCCCUAGUCCCAGCCCCAGCACCAGUCCCAGCCCCAGCCCUAGUCCCAGCCCUAGUCCCAGCCCUAGUCCCAGCCCCAGCCCCAGCCCCAGUCCCAGCCCCAGUCCCAGCCCCAGUCCCAGCACCAGUCCCAGCCCCAGUCCCAGCCCCAGCCCCAGCCCCAGCACCAGUCCCAGCCCCAGCCCCAGCUACAGCCUCAGCUCCAGCCCCAGCAACAAACGCCAGCCCCACCCCAGCCCCUUUCCCAGCCCCAGCACCAGUCCCAGCCCCAGCCCUAGUCCCAGCCCCAGUCCCAGCCCCAGUCCCAGCCCCAGCCCCAGCCCCAGUCCCAGCCCCAGUCCCAGCCCCAGUCCCAGCACCAGCCCCAGUCCCAGCCCCAGCCCCAGCCCCAGCCCCAGUCCCAGCCCCAGCCCCAGCCCCAGCCCCAGCCACCCCAGCCCCAGCCCCAUCACCAGCCCCAGUCCCAGCCCCAGCCCCAGUCCCAGCCCCAGCCCCAGCACCAGCCCCAGCACCAGCCCCAGCGCCAGCCCCAGUCCCAGCAGCCCCAGCCCCAGCCCCAGCCCCAGCCCCAGCCCCAGUCCCAGCCCCAGCACCAGUCCCAGCCCCAGCCCUAGUCCCAGCCCUAGUCCCAGCCCCAGUCCCAGCCCCAGCCCCAGCCCCAGUCCCAGCCCCAGUCCCAGCCCCAGUCCCAGCACCAGUCCCAGCCCCAGUCCCAGCCCCAGCCCCAGCCCCAGCACCAGUCCCAGCCCCAGCCCCAGCUACAGCCUCAGCUCCAGCCCCAGCAACAAACGCCAGCCCCACCCCAGUCCCAGCCCCAGCACCAGCCCCAGCACCAGCCCCAGCGCCAGCCCCAGUCCCAGCCCCAGUCCCAGUCCCAGCCCCAGUCCCAGUCCCAGCCCCAGCCCCAGCACCAGCCCCAGCCCCAGCACCAGCCCCAGCCCCAGUCCCAGUCCCAGUCCCAGCCCCAGUCCCAGCCCCAGCCCCAGCACCAGUCCCAGUCCCAGCCCUAGUCCCAGUCCCAGUCCCAGUCCCAGCCCCAGCACCAGCCCCAGCCCCAGCCCAAGUCCCAGUCCCAGUCCCAAUCCCAGCCCCAGCCCCAGCCCUAGUCCCAGCACCAGUCCCAGCCCCAGCACCAGCACCAGCCCCAGCACCAGUCCCAGCCCCAGCCCUAGUCCCAGCCCCAGCACCAGUCCCAGCCCCAGCCCUAGUCCCAGCCCCAGCACCAGUCCCAGCCCCAGCCCCAGCCCCAGUCCCAGCCCCAGCACCAGUCCCAGCCCCAGCCCUAGUCCCAGCCCCAGUCCCAGCCCUAGUCCCAGCCCCAGCACCAGUCCCAGCCCCAGCCCCAGCCCUAGUCCCAGCCCCAGCACCAGUCCCAGCCCCAGCCCUAGUCCCAGCCCUAGUCCCAGCCCCAGCCCCAGUCCCAGCCCCAGUCCCAGCCCCAGUCCCAGCACCAGUCCCAGUCCCAGCCCCAGCCCCAGCCCCAGCCCCAGCACCAGUCCCAGCCCCAGCUACAGCCUCAGCUCCAGCCCCAGCAACAAACGCCAGCCCCACCCCAGUCCCAGCCCCAAGCCCAGCCCCAGUCCCAGCCCCAGCCCCAGCACCAGCCCCAGCACCAGCCCCAGCGCCAGCCCCAGCCCCAGCCCCAGUCCCAGUCCCAGCCCCAGUCCCAGCCCCAGCCCCAGCCCCAGGCCCAGCCCCAGCCCCAGUCCCAGUCCCAGCCCCAGCCCCAGCACCAGCCCCAGCCCCAGCCCCAGCCCCAGUCCCAGCCCCAGUCCCAGCCCCAGCACCAGUCCCAGUCCCAGCCCUAGUCCCAGUCCCAGCCCCAGUCCCAGCCCCAGCACCAGCACCAGCCCCAGCCCCAGCCCAAGUCCCAGUCCCAGUCCCAAUCCCAGCCCCAGCCCCAGCCCCAGCCCCAGCCCCAGUCCCAGUCCCAGCCCCAGCCCCAGCCCCAGUCCCAGCCCCAGCCCCAGCCCCAGCCCCAGCCCUAGUCCCAGCCCCAGCACCAGUCCCAGCCCCAGCCCCAGCCCCAGCACCAGUCCCAGCCCCAUCCCUAGUCCCAGCCCCAGCACCAGUCCCAGCCCCAGCCCCAGUCCCAGCCCCAGCACCAGUCCCAGCCCCAGCCCCAGCCCUAGUCCCAGCCCCAGCACCAGUCCCAGCCCCAGCCCUAGUCCCAGCCCCAGUCCCAGCCCUAGUCCCAUCCCCAGCCCCAGCCCCAGCCCCAGCCCCAGUCCCAGCCCCAGUCCCAGCACCAGUCCCAGUCCCAGCCCCAGCCCCAGCCCCAGCCCCAGCACCAGUCCCAGCCCCAGCCACAGCCCCAGCCCCAGCCCCAGCCCCAGUCCCAGCCCCAGCACCAGUCCCAGCCCCAGCCCCAGCCCCAGCACCAGUACCAGCCCCAGUCCCAGCCCCAGUCCCAGCCCCAGCCCCAGUCCCAGCACCAGUCCCAGCCCCAGCCCCAGUCCCAGCCCCAGCCCCAGCCCCAGCCCCAGCCCUAGUCCCAGCCCCAGUCCCUGCCCCAGCCCCAGCCCCAGUCCCAGCCCCAGCCCCAGUCCCAGUCCCAGCCCCAGUCCCAGCACCAGUCUCAGCCCCAGCCCCAGCCCCAGCCCCAGCCCCAGCCCCAGUCCCAGUCCCAGCCCCAGUCCCAGCACCAGUCCCAGUCCCAGCCCCAGUCCCAGCCCCAGUCCCAGCCCUAGUCCCAGCCCCAGCACCAGUCCCAGCACCAGCCCCAGCCCCAGUCCCAGACCCAGCACCAGCCCCAGCCCCAUUCACAGACCCAGUCCCAGCCCCAGCCCCAGCCCCAGUCCCAGACCCAGUCCCAGCCCCAGUCCCAGCACCAGUCCCAGCCCCAGUCCCAGCCCCAGCCCCAGCCCCAGCACCAGUCCCAGCCCCAGCCCCAGCCAGCCAGCUCCAGCCCCACCCCAGUCCCAGCCCCCCCAGCCCCAGACCCCAGUCCCAGCCCCAGCACCAGCCCCAGCACCAGCCCCAGCGCCAGCCCCAGUCCCAGCCCCAGUCCCACCCAGUCCCAGUCCCAGUCCCAGCCCCAGCCCCAGCCCCAGCCCCAGCCCCAGCCCCAGCCCUAGUCCCAGCCCCAGCACCAGUCCCAGCCCCAGCACCAGCACCAGCCCCAGCCCCAGUCCCAGCCCCAGCCCCAGUCCCAGCCCCAGCACCAGUCCCAGCCCCAGUCCUAGUCCCAGCCCCAGCACCAGUCCCAGCCCCAGCCCCAGCCCUAGUCCCAGCCCCAGCACCAGUCCCAGCCCCAGCCCUAGUCCCAGCCCCAGUCCCAGCCCCAGUCCCAGCCCCCCAGCACCAGUCCCAGCCCCAGCCCCACCCCAGCCCCAGCCCCAGUCCCAGCCCCAGCCCCAGCCCCAGCCCAGCCCAGCCCCAGCCCCAGCCCCAGCUCCCAGCCCCAGCCCAGCCCCAGCCCCAGUCCCAGCCCCAGCCCAGCCCCAGUCCACAGCCCCAGCCCCAGUCCCAGCCACAGCCCCAGCCCCAGCCCCAGCCCCAUCACCAGCCCCAGUCCCAGCCCCAAGCCCCCCCAGUCCCCCCAGCCCCCCCAGCCCCAGCCCCAGCCCCAGCCCCAGUCCCAGCCCCAGCCCCAGUCCCAGCCCCAGCCCAGCCCCACCCCAGCCCCAGCCCAGCCCCAGCCCCAGUCCCAGUCCCAGCCCCAGCCCCAGCACCAGUCCCAGCCCCAGCCCCAGCCCUUGUCCCAGCCCCAGCCCCCCAGCAGUCCCAGCCCCAGUCCCAGCCCCAGCACCACCCAGCCCCAGCCCCAGCCCCAGUCCCAGCCCCAGCCCCAGUCCCAGCCCCAGCCCCAGCCCCAGUCCCAGCCCCAGCCCAGUCCCAGCCCCAGCCCCAGUCCCAGCCCCACCCCAGCCCCAGUCCCAGCCCCAGCCCAGCCCCAGCCCACAGCCCCAGCCCCAGUCCCCCCAGCCCCAGCCCCAGCCCCAGCCCCAGCCCAGCCCAGUCCCAGCCCCAGCCCAGCAGCCCCAGCCCCAGCCCCAGCAGCCACAGCCCCAGCCCAGCCACAGCCCCAGCCCCAGCCCCAGCCCAGCCCAGCCCCAGCACCAGCCCCAGCCAGUCCCAGCCCAGCAGCCCCAGCCCAGCCCCAGCCAGCCCCAGUCCCAGCCCCAGCCACAGCCCCAGCCACAGCCAGCCCCAGCCCAGCCACAGCCCCAGCCCAGCCCCAGCCACAGCCACAGCCCCAGCCCCAGCCCCAGCCCCAGCCCAGCCCCAGCCCCAGUCCCCACAGCCACAGCCCCCAGUCCCAGCCCCAGCCCCAGCCAGCCCCAGCCACAGUCCCAGCCACAGCCACAGCCUCAGCCCCAGCCUCAACCCCAGCCACAGCCCCAGCCACACCCACAGCCACAGCCACAGCCACCAGCCCCAGCCCCACAGCCACAGCCACAGCCACAGCAACAGCAACAGCCAUAGCCACAGCCCCAGUCACAGGCCCAGCCCCAGCCCCAGCCACAGCCCCAGCCACAGCCCCAACCACAGCCACAGUCCCAUCCACAACCACAGCCUCAGCCCCAGCCACAGCCCCAGCCACAGCCACAGCCACAACCACAGGCCCAUCCACAGACACAGCCUCAGCCACAGCAACAGCCACAGCCUCAGCCCCAGCCACAGCCACAGCCACAGCCACAGCCACAGCCCACAGACCAGCCACAGCCACAGCCCCAGCCCCAGCCCCAGCCACAGCCACAGCCACAGCCCCAGCCCCAGCCACAGCCACAGCCACAGCCACAGCCUCAUCCACAGACACAGCCACAGCCACAGAAACAGCCCCAGCCACAGCCCCAUCCACAGACACAGCCACAGCCACAGCCCCAGCCCCAGCCCCAGCCCCAGCCACAGCCACAGCCACAGCCACAGCCACAGCCACAGCCUCAUCCACAGACACAGCCACAGCCACAGCAACAGCCAUAGCCACAGCACCAGUCACAGGCCCAGCCCCAGCCACAGCCACAGCCCCAUCCACAGACACAGCCACAGCCACAGCCACAGCAACAGCCAAAGCCACAGCCCCAGUCACAGGCCCAGCCCCAGCCACAGCCACAGCCCCAGCCACAGCCCCAAACACAGCCACAGUCCCAUCCAACACAGGAUAAAAGAUGA
Oncorhynchus masou masou (cherry salmon) is the source of this 5931-nucleotide messenger RNA. RefSeq names its product mucin-2-like. Lineage: Eukaryota; Metazoa; Chordata; Actinopteri; Salmoniformes; Salmonidae. The record is from RefSeq and is a predicted model, not a curated record.